AUGGUCCUCAUCAUCGGAGGUGGGGUCAGUGGAUUGAUGACCGCCUGGAUUCUUCUGGAUAGGGGUUAUCGUGUCUCGGUUGCUGCUAAAGAAUGGUACGGGGAGGAUGCAAACAAGGAUGGUUCUAUGUGUUCUCAGACUGCUGGAGCUCUGUGGGAGUACCCCCCAAGUGGUCGUCGCUUGUCAGAGAACCGGGCUCCUGCGGUUGCGUUCCCCGAACCCGCGCAGGCUCGGUUGUGGGCGAUGCACAGCUUUCUGUUCUAUGAGCACUUAGCCAAGAAAAGUCAGCUGGAAGAGUUCGAAGCCAGAAUGAUCGCACUGUAUCAAUCUUCCCAUCACAGUCAUAAGGAUAACAGGCAGGGGGCUGACAGCCAAACUCAGGGAAAUGCGCGCCUGGACACCGGGUAUGGAGGCUUCCGCGGGAAGUCUAAGGCUGGUUAUCGAAGCCUUCCACUUGAAGACUGGAAUACAUUCGAGUUUCGAAAAUGGGAGGACGCCCUGAGUGCAACAAACUAUCUUGGCUCAGUUGGGCUGAAAUGGGGCUACAGACAUGAGGCGUUGGCUAUAGACGCUCAUACCGCUAUGGAAUUCUUGAUGAAGACCGUCAGGUUCAAGGAAGCAAUCUCCGCGACCCGUGAGAUCAAGGGAGAUUCUUCAUCUACAGGAAGACAAAAUCAUGCGUGA
This is a messenger RNA of Podospora bellae-mahoneyi, 684 nucleotides long. RefSeq lists its product as uncharacterized. The record is from RefSeq and is a predicted model, not a curated record. Gene Ontology annotation, cellular component: cytoplasm. Lineage: Eukaryota; Fungi; Ascomycota; Sordariomycetes; Sordariales; Podosporaceae. Gene Ontology annotation, molecular function: D-amino-acid oxidase activity; FAD binding. The coding region runs from base 1 to 684 and encodes 227 amino acids. Gene Ontology annotation, biological process: D-amino acid catabolic process. The transcript has a single exon.